AUCAGAAGGCUGAGAUAAGCAGACUGACCAUGGCCACCUGGGGCCUAGGGUGAGUGAACCUUGCCCCAUGCCUGUCACAGCAGCUGCUGUCCUUGACCACAUCAUGGAGAGCCCGGUGCGACUCAGCCUUCUCUAUGUUGUCCUGGCCAGCCUCCUGCUCCCGGGGAGAAGUGUGUUUAUUAACCGGGAACGAGCCAACAACGUCCUGCAGAGGAUUCGGAGAGCAAACUCAUUUUUUGAGGAGAUAAAGAAAGGAAAUCUGGAAAGGGAGUGUGUGGAAGAAAUUUGUUCUUUUGAAGAGGCCCGCGAAGUCUUUGAGGACAAUGAGAAGACGACAGAAUUCUGGAACAAAUAUGAAGAUGGUGACCAGUGUGAGAGCAGUCCUUGCCAGAACCAAGGCGAGUGUCGAGAUGGCCUUGGGAGUUAUACAUGCACCUGCACGGAGGGAUUCGAAGGCAAAAACUGUGAACUCUUUGUUCGGAAACUCUGCAGCCUAGACAACGGAGACUGCGACCAGUUCUGCCGUGAGGAGCAGAACUCAGUGGUGUGCUCCUGUGCCAAGGGUUACUUCCUGGGUAAUGACGGCAAGUCCUGCCUCUCCACAGCUCCCUUCCCCUGUGGAAAAACCAAUAAAGGACGCGCGAAGAGGUCUGUGGCCCUAAAUACCAGCAACAGUGAACCUGACCCUGAAGACCUCAUGCCUGAUGCAGAUAUUCUAUAUCCUACUGAGAGUCCUUCUGAACUGCUCAAUCUCAACAAGACAGAGCCUGAAGCAAACAGUGAUGACGUUAUUCGGAUUGUGGGUGGCCAAGAAUGCAAGAGAGGAGAAUGUCCUUGGCAGGCUCUGCUCUUUAGCGACGAAGAGACUGAUGGGUUCUGUGGGGGCACCAUCUUGAAUGAGUUCUACAUCCUCACUGCCGCCCAUUGUCUCCAUCAAGCCAAGCGAUUCAAGGUGAGGGUAGGGGACCUGAACACGGAACAGGAAGACGGCGGCGAGAUGGUGCACGAGGUGGAUAUGAUCAUCAAGCACAACAAGUUUCAGAGGGACACCUACGACUUCGACAUUGCCAUGCUGAGGCUGAAGACCCCCAUCACGUUCCGCGAGAACGUGGCCCCUGCCUGCUUGCCUCAGAAAGACUGGGCCGAGGCCACACUGAUGACGCAAAAGACAGGCAUCGUGAGCGGGUUUGGACGCACGCACGAGAAGGGCCGCCAGUCCAAAGUCCUGAAGAUGAUGGAGGUGCCCUAUGUGGACCGCAACACCUGCAGGCUCUCCACCAGCUUCAGCAUUACGCAGAAUAUGUUCUGCGCAGGCUAUGACGCCAAGCAAGAGGACGCCUGCCAGGGGGACAGCGGUGGCCCUCACGUCACACGAUUCAAAGACACCUACUUUGUGACCGGCAUCGUCAGCUGGGGAGAGGGGUGUGCAAGGAAAGGGAAAUACGGCAUCUACACGAAGGUCACGGCCUUCCUCAAAUGGAUUGACAGGUCCAUGAAAGCCAGGGUGGGGCCCACCUCUGAGACCCCAAGGUUAACCCAUCCACCCUAUUAAAGCAGUCCUUCUCCAGAA
Molecule: messenger RNA, 1570 nt
Organism: Rattus norvegicus (Norway rat)
Lineage: Eukaryota; Metazoa; Chordata; Mammalia; Rodentia; Muridae
Gene: F10
Product: coagulation factor X
Exons: 8
Coding region: 104-1552 (482 amino acids)
Biological process (GO): proteolysis; regulation of multicellular organismal process; blood coagulation
Cellular component (GO): extracellular region
Molecular function (GO): serine-type endopeptidase activity; calcium ion binding
Source: RefSeq, marked validated